Molecule: messenger RNA, 1554 nt
Organism: Didymodactylos carnosus
Lineage: Eukaryota; Metazoa; Rotifera; Eurotatoria; Philodinida; Philodinidae
Source: the annotation of a GenBank genome assembly
AUGAACGAACAUCGUACAAUUAUACCUGUAACAGUUAAUCCAUCUGAUGAUCAACGUUUUAUACGGUUUCAUUCAUCUGGAACGGAAAAUGAUCUUUCUUCUCGUAUGUCUACUAGAAUGAGAGAUUUUGAAGAAGAAUGUCGAAGAUGGCGUGAAAAAUUUUUCAAUGAAUCUCGCGUAGAGUCAGGUGGUGUACCAUCCUCGUCGUUAUCGUUAGCACGUCCAAGAAUGCGUGUAGAUUUUCCUGAUUUUCCCGAAUUUUCAACUGAUUGGCCUGUGUGGAAAGGUGGUGCGUUAGGUAAUAGCGGUAGUAGUAAUACUCAAAAGAGUUUUAUUGAAGAAGAUUAUGAUGGUAGAAAAAAAUAUAAAAUACAAUUUGAUAUUGGUGAAUUUAAACCGGAAGAACUAAAUGUCAAAGUCGAAGGGCGACUAUUAAUUGUUAAAGGUGAUAGACAAGUGAAAGUUGGCAAUGCAACUGAAUCAAAACAAUUUAAUCGUGAGUUAACAUUACCGGAAUUUGUUGAAGUUAAAGCAUUACAAUCCUACUUAUCUGAUGAUGGAAAACUGACGUUAGAAGCACCCGUUAUUAUGGAUCGUGUUUAUGGUUCAAAUGUAUCGCAAUUAGAACAUCGACAAGCAAGUCCAGGAAAAAUAGUUGACACAACAUUUAUCGGUGGAAGACAGCCGAUAUCAUCAUCAUUUGGAAGUGGUGGAUUAGGCACUGGAGGAAAUACACAAUCGUCUUAUUCUUCAACAUCGUCGUCAUCAUACAGACAAGAAGGUGGAACAGGACUAGGAAAUACUAGUUUUCAUCGUAGCAGUCCGUUAAGAGAUCAUAUAACAUCCACAACAUCUUCAACUUCAUCAACGUUGGGCGGUGGAAGUAGUUUAUUAAAUAAUCAAGCCCCAACCACAUAUUCAACAAUAACAUCUCGUCCCGAUUAUACAAUAUCCGAUAGAGGAGAUGGAACAAAAACCGUUAGUUAUAAAUUUAAUCUAGGUGAAUUUGCCCCCGAAGAUAUUGCCAUUCAGGUCAAUGAUACCAUGCUGAAAAUAACAGCCAUUCGAGAAGAACGGGAUAAUCAUAAUUCAUAUUUCAGAGAAUUCAAACGAGAAAUUGAUGGAGCAGAAGCCAAAAAAUUAACAAAUACAUUGGGCUCUGAUGGCAUAUUAAGCAUUCAAAUACCGGUACGAGACUAUCGACCACCACCAACACCUAUACAAUCAAAUCAAUUUAAUCUCGGUAGUGAAAAUGAUUCAUACUCCUUGGGAGAUCAACAGUUGAAACUGACAUUUGAUCUAAGUGGUUAUAAACCUGAAGAUGUCAAUGUAAAAGUGAAUGAAAAUGUAUUGAAAGUACAAGCCAUUCAUAUCGAUAAUACUCGCGGUAAACAAAUUAAUCGAGAAUAUGUUCGUCAAUAUGUUCUACCAGAUUCGGUGGAUAUUGAUAAUUUGAGAGCAAAAAUGAGCGAAGAUAGUACACUAACAGUCGAAGUACCUAUUCCUCAUGAUCGCGUUGGAUCUUUUGGUAGACAAAUUAAAAUAAAUUCAUAA